Molecule: messenger RNA, 1699 nt
Organism: Hydra vulgaris (swiftwater hydra)
Lineage: Eukaryota; Metazoa; Cnidaria; Hydrozoa; Anthoathecata; Hydridae
Biological process (GO): maturation of 5.8S rRNA; maturation of LSU-rRNA
Cellular component (GO): preribosome, large subunit precursor; Las1 complex
Molecular function (GO): endonuclease activity
Source: RefSeq, a predicted model, not a curated record
AGCUUUAAUAUUCAUUUUAUUUGAUAUUAUCUAGAUUUUCUUCACGCUCUUAAAAUAAAAUGAAUUGCAAGUUUGAUAAUCGAGAAACUGCAUGGUAUUCAUGGGAUGAAUGGAUGGAAGUUGGUACUUUAUUGUACUGUUUUUCUGAUAUUCAAUCACAAAUGAAAGGAAUCAAUAUGGUUAAUGUAUGGAAGAGUCGAGUACGUAAUGGCACUUUACCGAUUUCUGUUGAGUUAACUGCUAGUUUAGUAGCAUCUUAUAUAGGUACCAAUGAGGAGAAUGUUACAGAAGAUCAACAGAGAUUAAGCAUGUCAAUGGCUAUUGUUCGUUUUGUUAAUGGAGUAACGGAUCAAUUGCAAACAGGUGUUUAUGCACAGUCUGUGCAAGUUAUUGCAGAUCAAAUUAAAAUACCUGAUUGGAUAGUUGAUUUGCGACAUGAAGCAACCCAUUCACAUUUGCCAAGUACUGAUAUUCUAAAAUCUAGUGUGAUGUUUGCUUUAACUUGGUUAAGUGAGAACUAUUGGAAGGAAACUCUUUCAAAACUAAAAAAAAAAGAGGAAUUUGUUGAUAAGAAACUAUGUGAAUACUCAGAUUUUGUUUCUUUAUUUUUAAAGACUAAUUCAAUGAAAAGUUUUAAAAAGAAAAAAAAUAAGAAGCUCUGCAAAUACACUGCUAAAUGUGUUAAAAAGUCUUUUGAAUUUGUGAAAUUAGUUCAUUCUGGAAAUUUGAAAGUUAUAAUAAAACAUGUAUUUAAGAAAAUUUUGAUUUCUACAAGUUAUUUUCAACUUCCAAUAACAUCUCUAAAUGAAGAAUGGUCUAAAGAAUGUUUUAAAUCUAUUAAUAUAUUAAUUAUACUUUGGAAACCAUUAUUGUCAUAUUUGAGUUUGUUUCCAGAAUUUCAAGAGCUAAUCUUUUUAGAAGUAAUCAACAGUUCUAAAAAUAUGGAGCUUAGUAUUUUUGUAAUUUUGUUUGUUCUUUAUAAAUUAAAGUUUUAUUCUUCAAAAGUAAUAGGUUUUCUAAUGAAUCAUCCAUCAAAAUUAAGCUUUUCUCUUCUGAGGUGUUAUGUACGCGACAGAGAAUUUCCACAAAAAGAAGUUGUUAUGAAAGUAUUACACUUAUUUGAGUCAACUCAAAAUUUUUUAUCAAAAUCGCAAAAUGUUGAUGUUCAGUCUCUAAUAAGUAUUCCUCAAAAAGAAAUUGUUAGUAAGCUUAAAAAAGAAUUAGAUAUAGAAGAAGAAAGUACACACUUUCAGAGUUGGACUUUAGCAACACAGACUAGCUUGAAAAAUUUGCCACCAGUAGGAGAGUUUAAACAAGAAUAUAAUAUUGAUAUUUUAAAUGUUUUUCACAAAACGUUUGAAAACACUGAUAAUAAUUUACUAAGCAAUGAAAGUUUUAUUCAAACAGAAAGCAGUUUUAAAGCAAAAUUUGAUGAGGACUUUGUUUCAGAUAUAGAUUGUCAGUACUCUUUUUCUGAUAGUUCUAAAAAUAGCCAACUAAGUUCAGAUAUAGAUUUUACUAUCUUCAAAGAUAGUGAUGUGAAAGAGCAUGAUAUAACCUCUAAACCAAUACUACAUUUGACAUCUGCAGAUAUAUUUAUAUUUUAGUUUGAUUUUAGUGUAUUUUUUAAUUAUCAUUAUAAAAUCCAAUAAUAUUUUGUAAUACAUGUUUUUGUAAUACAUGUUGUUAUAGCCACUUA